CGAAGGGUAAAGUCUGAUACCUCAGCCAGCGAUGCAGGGUCUCGUAGAGUUCGUGACAGAACAUCUUAUAAACAUUGAAGUCCAGACAAGUUACUCCAUUUUUUUCUCUCAACCAAAUUCAGAGUCUCCAAAAUAUCCAUUUUCAUUGAAUUCCCAUGGGACAGGAGAAGGGAAAAUUAUGUGAGGAAUAUGAAAUCUUGGACAUCCUAGGAAGAGGAGGAUUCUCAGUUGUGAGGAGGGGAAUCAAGAAAACAAAUGGAGAUGAGAAAAGUAGUCAUCAAGUUGCCGUCAAAACACUAAAAAGGUUUGGCAGUGGUGCUUCAGCUUCAACCCCAUCAGGAAAUUUCCCACGUCCACCUCGAGUUGGUACUGGGAAAACCAUAGCUUCGAUGGAAUUUUCAAAAUGGAAUCAGAUUUCAAUCUCGGAUGCUUUGUUGACAAAUGAGAUUUUGGUUAUGAGAAAGAUUGUGGAAAAUGUUUCACCCCAUCCAAAUGUGAUUGAUCUCUACGAUGUCUAUGAGGAUCAAAGUGGGGUUCACUUGGUCUUAGAACUAUGUUCAGGAGGGGAGUUGUUUGAUCGGAUUGUGGCUCAAGAAAGGUACUCAGAGGCUGGAGCUGCAGCUGUGGUUAGACAGAUUGCACAAGGAUUAGCAGCACUUCACAAGGCCAACAUUGUCCAUAGGGAUCUGAAGCCUGAGAAUUGCCUUUUCUUAAACAAAAGUGAGGAUUCGACAUUGAAGAUCAUGGACUUCGGAUUGAGUUCAGUGGAAGAGUUUACUGAUCCAGUUGUUGGGUUAUUUGGUUCUAUAGAUUAUGUGUCACCAGAAGCUCUUUCUCAAGGCAAAAUCACUUCCAAGGCUGAUAUGUGGUCUUUGGGAGUCAUCUUAUAUAUCUUACUCUCCGGGUAUCCACCAUUUUUUGCUCAAUCAAAUAGGCAAAAACAACAGAUGAUAAUGGCUGGAGAAUAUAAUUUCGAUGAGAGGACUUGGAAAAACAUUUCCUCAUCAGCAAAGCAUUUGAUUUCUAAUCUGUUGCAAGUUGACCCUGACAGAAGACCAAGUGCUGAACAACUUCUGGCUCAUCCAUGGGUGAUUGGGGAUUCAGCCAAACAGGAACAAAUAGAUGCUGAGGUUGUUUCAAGACUUCAAAGUUUUAAUGCACGCCGUAAACUACGUGCUGCAGCAAUAGCUAGUGUGUUGAGCAGCAAGGUUUUACUGAGGACAAAGAAGUUGAGGACUUUGCUUGGUUCCCAUGACCUUACAAAGGAGGAAAUUGACAACCUUAAGACAAAUUUUAAGAAAAUAUGUGCUAAAGGUGACAAUGCUACUUUAGCUGAAUUUGAAGAGGUGCUAAAAGCAAUGAAAAUGUCAUCACUACUCCCAUUGGCUACCCGUAUCUUUGACCUAUUCGACAGCAAUCGUGAUGGAACUGUGGACAUGAGGGAAAUUGUUUGUGGAUUUUCCACCCUCAGAAAUUCAAAAGGAGAUGAUGCUCUCCACUUGUGCUUCGAGAUGUAUGACACAGAUCGAUCUGGUUGCAUUACCAAAGAAGAACUAGCAUCAAUGCUUAGAGCUUUGCCCGAUGACUGUCUUCCACCGGAUAUCACCGAACCUGGAAAAUUAGAUGAAAUAUUUGAUCGGAUGGAUGCAAACAGUGAUGGAAAGGUUACAUUCGAUGAAUUCAAGGCUGCCAUGCAAAGAGACAGUUCACUUCAAGACGUUGUCCUCUCUUCUCUUCGUCAACAAUAGUAUUCCCAUCUUUUCCAUUAGUAUCAAUUACUAUUAGUUGCACGAGUUUUCUUCUUUCAAAUCUUUGUUUCGACAUUUUAUGUUGUAGGUGAUAUACAUUAGGCACUUAAUGAGUUUUGAUCAAUAGUACUAUCAUAUAAUUACUCUUUGAAUGAAUAGAAUAAUUAUUUUAGGCUGCUCCCACUUCAACUUCUUUUAUAGUUGUUGAUAUAACUUUCCGGUUGGUGACUUAUAAGGAGUUUGUUGGAAGCUUAGCUGGGCAGCUGACGUGGCUUGCGACAAAGAGAAAAGUCAGGGGAGCCAGAAGUAGUACACCAAGGCGCUUUUUGAAUCUCAGGUCAGCCAAAUAUAAGAAAAAGGUAGGAAAAAAGAGUGGGAGAAAGAGGGAACAUGAAAGGAUUGAGGGAAGUUGAGAAUAUGGCUCCUGUUUAGUCCGAUACUACCUUUUAUGUCUCAUGCUAAAGACACGUCUGAUUGACUUGUCAUAUGUUAAAUUUGCUAAAAUUGUGAUUUAAAGUAUUGCUGACGUGACAAUCAAUAACGAUCAAAGUAAACCAAUCAUAAUCAAUGGUACCAUAAUAGUAGCAGAAUAUUUUCAAAAUUCAUAAUGAUAAUUUAUACGAGAAUGAUUAUUCUUUAAUGGAUAAGCAUGAUAUUGCAAUUAAUAAUGUUAGUCAUGAUGCUAGAACAUUUUUGGUAGGGGUAUUCAAUGGUUAAAAGGGUAAAAUAGUAUUUUGUAGCAUGAGAGUGACUAUUUUUUAACAGGAGGCAUUUUGAACAUUUAGAUUGAGUUGAUGUGUUAGUCAAACUUGAACUAUCGAAAUCCAUGUAAGCUCAGUCUGUUUUGUAAGACCAUCUGAACGUAUGUGGAUAAACUGACUUAUCAUCUCUCAAUUAUAUUUCCCUCUGACAUGUUAGAUCGAGUCAAUCCUGUCAGCUUUAGACUCGACUUUCAAAGCUCGGGUCACGUAGAUCUAGAAACUUCCUUUCGAGUAUAAGAACCUCAUCUCAUUCCAAGCAUGGGAAAGCAAUUCACCACCUUUUCCUUCUAAGUUUCUUUUUUUUUCUCUCUUUUUCAAGCAUUGACUUGAGUAUCGAAGCACAAGUAUCAAAAUACAUUUGGCCUUUAGUUCUAAUUGACCUUCGAUCUUGUGAUUUCAAGUCUUUGCCUUCUUAAGCCAGCUCGGCACCAACAUUUUGACGUGUUAGGCAUGGGAAAUUUUCCAUUAAGCUGAGCUUAAUAUGUUGCCUUAGAAGAGAGCCAUAGAAGAGGGAGAUAAUAUUGUUGCAACUAAAAUUAAUUCCUAGCUUAGCCAUCCUAGCUCAAAUCAACCUAUCUAGAUUGCACCAAGCUUGGAGCAAUUUGA
Molecule: messenger RNA, 3115 nt
Organism: Durio zibethinus
Lineage: Eukaryota; Viridiplantae; Streptophyta; Magnoliopsida; Malvales; Malvaceae
Product: calcium and calcium/calmodulin-dependent serine/threonine-protein kinase-like
Biological process (GO): protein phosphorylation
Molecular function (GO): protein kinase activity; ATP binding; calcium ion binding
Source: RefSeq, a predicted model, not a curated record